Messenger RNA from Gamsiella multidivaricata, 974 nucleotides. RefSeq lists its product as uncharacterized. The coding region runs from base 218 to 721 and encodes 167 amino acids. NCBI's taxonomy places the organism in Eukaryota, Fungi, Mortierellomycota, Mortierellomycetes, Mortierellales, Mortierellaceae. The transcript has a single exon. The record is from RefSeq and is a predicted model, not a curated record.
GUUGGACCACCUCUUUUUCUUUAUUGCCUCUUCUAGCCCUUCUGUAGCGGACCUCGAUUCGACACCGAUCACACUCUACAGCGCCCUUCUCUACUUCUUUUGACUUCUUGGCGGCACAUGCAGUGCAAUCAGCCCUCGUAAAAAAAUGUUUCAGACCCCAUGAAAACCCCUCCCGGCCCCCCUCUCACAAGCCCCAUUGCUCCAGGACGGACACCAAAUGGCCCCAAUGGAACUAUCCGACACAGAAGACGACAGGCGAUCAGUUUGCAGAUUCCAGAGAGCCCUCCCUCUUCUAAACUAUGUUUGUUCCAAACCCGCCUCAGCGCAAUCGACCCUCUCCCUCCCUCUCUCUCCCUCUCUCUCCCUCUCUCUCCCUCUCUCUCUCUCUCCCUUUUUCCCUGCUGCUAAUGUGGCAUGCACAUUGACGCAGGUCCGUCUUCCUUUGUUAUUUGUGUCGCACGGAAGAUUCCCGCUCACACGCGACGCCACUCUUCGCGCGGUCGACCCAACGGAUAAGGGAAUGAGCGCAUUGUCAGCCUUAGCCCAGCCCAGCCCAGCCCAGCCCAACCGUUCAAAAAAAAGCAGAGGUCCGAAAUUUCAUUUCUCCUGGAUCCCAAGCACGCUUGUCCAAACGUCGUUAGUCUCCCCUUCUAUCGUCCACCCGUCCUGCCAUGCUGGGUUAGACGCCCGUGCCAGAUCUUCCCGCUCUGGCCAUUCGUAACUUUAACUGGCAAGCGAGUACGACCACUACGAAUCCACGCCAAUCCCCAUCUGUGUCUUUUCAACGCCCGGUCAAACAGUGGCUGCCUUCCGUCAGCAUCGCUUUCCCACCUACCAAUCGUCAGUGGAAUUCUCUUGGCAACAAGAAUUCUUUUUAUACAACAGUUUGUCUCUCGAGCCAGUUAACUGCGAAUCUAUCAGACUAACUAGCAACGAUCUACUGCAGUUGUCCUCUCCACCAAAGCGGAACGGAU